Dreissena polymorpha is the source of this 3834-nucleotide messenger RNA. Its product is annotated as transformer-2 protein homolog alpha-like. Bases 133 to 1026 code for a protein of 297 amino acids. The record is from RefSeq and is a predicted model, not a curated record. Gene Ontology annotation, biological process: positive regulation of mRNA splicing, via spliceosome. Gene Ontology annotation, molecular function: RNA binding. The transcript has 8 exons. NCBI's taxonomy places the organism in Eukaryota, Metazoa, Mollusca, Bivalvia, Myida, Dreissenidae. Gene Ontology annotation, cellular component: spliceosomal complex.
GUUCCCUCCUAUCAAUAUAUUUGAAGGAGGGGAUGUGCGUCGGUAUUAGACGGUAAUUAGUCGUAUCAGGAGCACGCGAACUCAGAACUCGAAGCAAAAGUUGAAAGAAACAAUCACAUCGUCACAUUAAAAAUGAGCGAAAACGGGGAUGUUGAGCAGUCUCCAGCACCCAAUGAAGGCUCACCUCUGAGGUCAGAGGGGUCAGCACCGCCCAGGUCAAAAAGUAGGUCAGCAUCACGGUCAAGGUCACGUUCCAGAUCUCACAGACACUCACAUUCACACAAGAGGAAAAGGUCAUACUCAAGAUCCAGGUCACGUUCACAUCCAUCAAAAAGUCCUAGAAGAUCUCGACAUUCCCGUAGUCGCAGCCGAGAUCGCCAUGGCUCGAGGAAAGAAAGAAGCAGGAGUCGAUCACCGAUGUCUUCUAGACGGAGACACGAUGGAAACCGGAAUUGUACUCAACAGGAUGAUCCUGAACCUUCCAAGUGCCUGGGCAUAUUCGGGCUGAGUCUGUACACCCAGGAGCGCGACCUGCGCGAGGUGUUCAACCGCUACGGGGAGCUGGAAGAGGUCAAUGUGGUGUAUGAUCGACAGAGUGGCCGUUCAAGAGGCUUUGCCUUCAUUUACUUCCGAAGCAUUGACGAUGCUAUUGAGGCGAAAGACCGAUGCACAGGUCUGGAGAUAGACGGACGUCGUAUCCGUGUGGACUAUUCUAUCACACGGAGAGCACACACACCCACUCCUGGGGUGUACCUGGGAAAACCAACCAGCAGACGGGAGAGGCAUGAGGAAGGCCGCUACGACGACCGAUAUUACGGUGGUGGUGGUGGCGGCGGUGGUGGGGACAGGGGAGGUUACUAUGGCGGGGGCGGUGACCGUGGUUACAGUGGUAGUCGACGAAGAAGCCCAUCCCCCUACUAUGGACGUAGCAGACGAAGCCCGUCCCCAUAUUACGGACGAAAGAGAGGGUAUUCCUACUCUAGGUCACGAUCUAGGUCGUACUCACGGGGCCGGUAUAAUUACUGAAGGCUUAGCUUGGAGGUAGAGGAACAAGUUAAAGAUUGAACAACCAUCAUCCCGUAGUGUCGUUUCAUCGUCAUCAUCGUCAUGUUUGCCAUCAUCAUCAUCAUUGAGCUUUAUCUAUCUUAUGAUUUUGUCUUACGAUCAUCUUCACUAUCAUUAUCAGUCAGGGAUUUCAGUAGAUUUUGAAAAAGAUGAAUUCCCGAAUUCUUGAAAUUUUUUGGGGGACAAUGGAAUAAAGAGACCAAAAAUUAUCUGAGGUCAAGUUUAUUCUUUGUUGACAUGUUUGUCAAAUACUCCACCAAUUUUAUUUUGUGGAAAGUCAUGUUACAAAAAAAGACAAAAGAAGACUAUUUAUGUGAUAAACAACUUAUUUGUGUGUGCUUUAACAAAUAUAAAACAGUUUUUGUUCUAUAAGAACUAUGCACAUAAGAUUUAAUGCUCUAGUCAAUGCAAAGUAUGUUGGAUUUUUUCUUUCCGAUAUGUAUUGAAAUCCCUGAUCAUUGUACUUAGGCCAUUUUACAUAUGAAUAUUUGUUGAGAGACAGUUUAAACUCGACAUACUCAACAUUACGAUACAAUUCGUGUGUGUAACUGCAUCCCGUUGAACUGAUGUUAAUGUAAUAUAUUACUGAUACUAUUAUCUUGAUCAGCGCUCCAGCUAGGGCUAAAUGAAAGGGUGCAGCACCCUGACUCCUAAAAGUCCUACCCUGCCCCCUUGGACCCAAGCCAUGCCCUGUUUUGGUCGGAUUAGUAUACUGCAUUUUUUUUUACGAUUAAAUAUAUAUUUCAGCUUUCAUUGUAAUACGAGUUUUAUUAAGUAUGUAGAAAAUGUUUUACAUGAUAACAUGGUAUUAUUAAAUACGUAUUUUAAAUGAUUUUUAUAUAACAUAUGCUACAAUGUAUUUUGAAAAUACGCAGAAGGGUUAAUAUUACCUAGUGCGCUAAAUUGACCUUUUUACAAAAGAACACCCUUCCCCUUUCAACCCCUAGCUGGGGCACUGAAAAUAAAUAACAUGAAUUGAUAACAUUAUAAAUGUGCUAAACCAAUAUAAUUUGACAAAAGUGUAAUAUCAUGUUUCUUGUAAUUUACCAUUAAUUAGGAAAAAGAACCAUAUCAUAAAAAAUUGAUAGUUUGUUUCAUUGCGCUCAUAUUGCUAGACAUUAUUUCAUGAUAAAGUUAUAUUAGGGAAUUACCUUAAACAUUUGCCUCUUGCUCCAUGUAUGUUUUAGUACUAAAUUACUGAUGUUAAAUCCUUUUCAUUGUUUAGAUUUUUUUUUGUACAACUGUUGUUUCUUGUUAUUAAUUCUCUGACAUGUUUUUACUCAAGGCUUGAAGAUAGAAAAUUGACGAAUCAAGUUAGAAAAUUGACGAAUCAAGUUAGAAAAUUGACGAAUCAAGUUGAAAAAUCAUGGGGUCUGAGUUCAACUUGAUAUAGAGAAGUCUGAAAAUGUCUGAAGAGUGUCAGAAGAAAAUGAAGUUUUUCUGAAGAAAGCAUAGGUUAUUUCGAUUUUUUUUGGUCAAUUUAAUGUUUGGAAUGGAACUAGAAAGUGUUGUUGUUUUUUUUCUUAAAAAAAAAUUGAAAUCUGUCAACAUUACAGCUUUUUUUAUUAUAUAUAAUAAUCGUUAUCAAAUACUGUAAAUUUAAAAUAUUUUAUAAAGAAUUUUUGUCUCAGAAGUUUUAUGUUUUAAAAUGUUCAAAAUAAUUUGGUAUUUAAAUGAUUUAAUUAAAUUAUUUUUGCUUUGUAUUAACAAGGUUGAAAAGAAGAGGUCAGAAUAAAGUUUGAAGUAAAAAGGGGGUAGAAGUUUUGGAAAAAAGAAAAUGAAGUUGUUUGGAAGAAAUGAAGUAGAUUUUUGAAGAGUAGAAGUAUUUUUGAAGAUGUGAAGCUUGAAGGAAGUUCGAUUUGGACUUUCUGAAGAUUUGGAAAAAAAUGGUUAGGUCUAGUCCACUAGAAAAGAAAUAUGUGCAAGGUAACGCUUUUGGGGGGAAAAUAUGUUGAAGACCGUUGAAUGAUGUAGGGAUUAUGUGGAUAAUAAAUUUUGGGGAAAUCUGUUGAAGAUAAUUGAAUAAUGUAUGAAGAGCUUUGAACAAAAUUUGGAAAUUUGAGUGGAAUGAAUUCAAGCAAGAAGAAACAUAAAAGUAGAGGUUAGUGUAUCAGAGGUAAAUGUUAAGAAAAGCAUGCCAUUUUUGUGUGUCCUGUAAAAAUGUUGGUGUGAUCGCAAGUUGAAGACAUGAAUAGAGAUAAUCACUUCCAACAUUUAACUUCUUGGCAAACUUGUUUUGAAUGCAUGUUCAGCAACCAGUACUAUGUAGCUACCAUGUUGAACAAUCUUUACAAUAUUUCUUAUUAAUGUUUUAAUUUAAUUGAGAUAUUAAAAAAAAAAUUUUUUUUUACAUUCUCCAAAAAGUAUUGAUAAUAGGUUUCCCUUUCUUAUGACGAAAAUUUGGGAAAUUUAGCCAUUGUUUACAACAAGUUUAUAAUUUGGGAAAUUUAGCCAACAAUGUGAAAUGUUCUUGACCAGUAAAGGAGUAGAAAACCUGUCUUCCCAAUGAGAAAUUGAAAACAGUAGUCUCCCCUGAAUUUUAUUCUAAAGAACAAACAGUCCAAGAAUGGGUCUGUCAAUCAACAGUUUCUAUGUGUUUUGUGCAUGUUCCCAUUUCAGGUGUUCAACACUUAAAUUACGAAGAGAGUCCACAAUGGUUUUCAUCAUCUGAACGUUAUUACCCGCCCUACUAACCAUAAUGGUCGUUUUUUUGUUACUGUUUAUGCACAUACUGUGUACGAGUGUAUAAAUAAAAGUUAUCAAAAUGUA